This is a messenger RNA of Botrytis deweyae, 2015 nucleotides long. RefSeq lists its product as uncharacterized. Lineage: Eukaryota; Fungi; Ascomycota; Leotiomycetes; Helotiales; Sclerotiniaceae. The record is from RefSeq and is a predicted model, not a curated record. The coding region runs from base 412 to 1503 and encodes 363 amino acids. The transcript is spliced from 3 exons.
UAUGAGACCCAUAUAAAUCCUUCACGUACGAUCCCUAGGUUGGUUUGUACUCAAGGGAAGGUAAGCUUCGUUGACUCCUUCAGCUAUUCCUAAACUCAGCUAUUCCUUGAGACCAGGUCGAUAAUUUUUUCUCGUGCUCUUCAUUCAUUCUCUUGUUUUUACAAUCCCUUUACGUUCUUUCGUAGUCUAUGAACUAUUUGAUUUUCAAACCAUUCCUUGGAGUAGCUAAUUCGGAAGCUGGUUUAUGAUUUAUCAGAUCAAAUCAUUUGUUGUAUCGUUCUAGAUAUCCACAUCUUGAUUAAUUUCGAUCUGUGCCACGCACGCUCAUAUCAUCCUUACUUCCCCAUCAUUAACUUUUUGAAUUCUUCUCUCCAAUUAUAUUGGCAUAUCGCUACAUUCUUUACAGAGAUAAUGGCUUCACGAAUAUCAAUAAAAAAACAAUUUUUAUUGUUUUGUUCAUUUUCUUUACCAUUAUUAGCAUCAGCUGCCACGACGGAUACACCAACAACAUGUUAUGUUAUAAAUGGACAACAUAAUGCCAAUGCAGGAUAUAGAUGUGAUAAUUCAACCACAGGUCAUAGUUCAUGUUGUGCAGCUGGUGCUAUAUGUUUCUCAAAUGGUGUUUGUCAACAAGCAAAUGGAAAUGUUCAGGAUUAUUUAAGAGUUGGAUGUACAGAUCCUACAUGGAAAGAUCCAGCCUGUUUAAAUCAAUGUACUAGUUAUGCUAGAAGUUCAACUGCUGGCAUAAGAUUUUGUAAUGGAGCUAUAACAUCAACAACAGAAUAUUGUUGUGAUACUGGUGCCAACGGUGUAGGGAGUUUCGCUUGUUGCGAUGAUGACUCAGAUAUAUUCAACAUCUCGCCCGUAGCCAAACUUCUCGCUCAAGUUCCCCUCGACUACACCUCAUCAUCUUCAUCAUCCACAUCGUCCAUAUCAUCCACAACUUCUGCUUCUUCUACAUCUGUUACAUCUUCCGCAAUUACUUCAUCGGUAUCAACCACCACCACAUCCAGUUCAAGCACAGCAGCAACCUCCGAGUCAGCCGUCUCCCAGACAUCCACCGCCCCUCUACCAACCACAACCGCAUCUUCUUCUAAUCACGCUGUCGCCAUCGGUGCCGGCAUCGCUAUUCCCUGUGGUAUACUUGCUCUCGCGGGUCUUGGGUGGCUUUUAUGGAGAAAAAGACGCGCUUCAAAGCAACAGGCUAAUCAACUUCCUGAGGAUGAAGCAGGAUUUCCCGGGCAAGAGUAUCAAAAUCUAAAUCAGAAUUCACAAGGAUAUCAGCCUGCAGGAGGAUCUUUUGUGCAAAACCAACACGAAGUGGCUGGGCGUGGAGAACAUACUCCAAGUGAAAUUGGAACUGGAUAUCCACGAGGAAAUUUGGGAGAGGCGGGUGGAAUCGGGAUGGCGGAUAAGAAGGGGUACUAUGCACCGCAGCCGAGCGAGAUGGAACAGCCGAGAACGGUGCAUGAGAUGGAUGGGGGAAAUUUCGGGAGGAGGUAAUGAUAUGACGGAGUCAAAUUAAGAUUUAAAGAUAAAGUCAAGGUUUUGGGUUUUGGAGCGAUGAGAUUAAUUCAGAGCGGCAUGUGCAGGGGAUAUUCCGAGGACAACCAAUUUGAUUCGACAUUGAAACCCGGAGGGAGCUGUGAGGAAAAGAAGCGAAUCGAAUUCACAGGUCGUGAUUAUACGACAAGGCACGUGUACUCUGUGACGAAAGUUCACUCGAGAAAAAGAGGCACCAAGUCCUGCCACAUCCGGAAUUCCGACGUCCUCGCGUGUUUGUGCAUAUUUUUAGCGCGCUUCUUGUUAUUUUACGAUUUUAGACGAUGCGCUAAGCGGUACUAUACCUUUUUUGCAGCGGCUUUUAUGAUGGGAAAGAGAGAAGGGUUAUGAUUGGUUAUUAUUGUAACUUUGUUUAUAUUCAUGGGAGGAUGGGUUGAUCAAUAAGAAUUUAAUUAUUACAUUGUUACUUUGAGGAAGAAUUUUUUGGGGUUAGUGAUGGUUUGUUUGUCGGU